GAGGGGGACAGUAACCUUAACGACAUCUGACGGGGAGGCCGUGUUGUUUGGCCCGAGAAAUAAAUUGCGAUGUUGUGUACGUAAAUACUUUUACGUUGUGUGCUAAGAUGUUAAUUUAAAAACUUUAUUUACGUGGGGUAUGAGUGAAUGUACAUAAUUAGUGUCAGUAUGUUUUCGGGUCUAUUAAGGAAUAAGUGUGAAUUGAAUAAUUUGAAGUUACUUCUACUUUUGAAUAUUUUUUUCGCGGAUUCUGUAAUUGCCCAAAGCCGGGCCCCACGGAUAAAGGAGCAUCCCGCUGACACCAUAGUGGGGAGAAGUGAACCCGCUACCCUCCGCUGUGUUGCUGAGGGCAAACCAAAACCAACAAUCCAGUGGUACAAAGACGGUGAGCCGCUCGCACCCACAGAUCACCCACACAGAGUCUUACUAGAAGAUGGAUUGUUAUUUCUCAGGGUUAUGCGUGGAAAAAAGGAGAGUGAUGAAGGGGUCUACUGGUGUGUCGCGCGCAAUAUUGUCGGUGAGGCCGUUAGCAAGAACGCCACACUCACGAUCGCUGUUCUUCGGGAGGAAUUCAGAAAUGAACCACGAGAUGUGAAAGUGGCAAGUGGAGAAUCGGCGUUGUUAGAAUGUUUAUCACCGAAAGGAGUGCCAGACCCAUCAGUGCAUUGGGUCAAAGAUGGACAUACUUUAGAUGUAGAUGUAAAUGGAAGAAUUACUAUAAUAGAUGGUGGCGAUUUGAAGUUUAUUGAAAGUCUUCCAAGUGAUAGCGGUGUCUAUAAAUGUGUGGCAUCAAACGUAGCUGGGGAAAGACAAUCGCGUCCUGCCACAUUUCUCGUGUUACGCAGACCACAUUUCCUCGUGAAACCUAAUAAUAUAACGGCACUUAUAGGUCAGAAUGUGGAGUUUCACUGUCAAGCUUCACCCGAAUCAGAUGUAUCAGUGACUUGGUCCCGGGAUAAAGGUCAAUUAUCUCCAUACGCUAUUGUACGAAGAGGGUCUCUAAGGAUAGAUAGGGUGGUAUUAUCUGAUGGUGGGACAUACACGUGCCGUGCGGAAAGUCAAGCUGGAAGUAGCGACGCUAGCGCAACUCUAACUAUACAUUCUUUACCGCAUUUUAUACGUGUGCCAUCUGAUCAAACUGCAUGGGAAGGAGAAUCUGUUUCCUUUCCAUGCGAAGCGGAUGGAAUCCCAAAGCCAAUCAUAUUCUGGACAAUGGAAGGAUCUCAGGAGCUUAUUUUUCCAAAUUCAGUGCACGUAAGCGGCUCGCUAUAUUUGGAUCGUGUUUCGACGCAGCACGCCGGCAGACUGACAUGCGUCGCUGUCAGUGCUGCUGGAAGCGCAUUACAUACCAUCACAUUGCAGGUUUUAAGAAGAGAAGCGAAUUCAUUCAAUGAUAAUUUGGAAUCAUCAUCUUCCCAUCCGGAUAUAAACAAACCGCAAAAUCAUCCACCGAUGACACAAUACGAAUUAGUUCAAGCUCGACGCUAUUUGCAACAGGAUGUUUUGGCAUUGAGGCGGGUGGAAGGAAUAUCAGCAACAACUCUAAAAAUUGUUUGGGAUGUAAUGACAGAUUAUAACGAAUACUUAGAAGGCGUAAAAAUAUGGUUUAAUGGAACGUCAUUGAACAAAGAACAUGCAUUUGAAUAUUAUAGUCAACAAUCAAAUAUUAGCUUGGAUGCUUUUGUGGAACUCACUAGACACGAGAAUUUCACCAUGACCACUAUUCAUAACAGCGGUUCCUCUAGUCAUAUUUUAACAGGGUUAAUACCAUAUGCAAAGUAUAAUAUAUUUUUGAUGCCAUUUUACAAAUUACUUCUUGGGAAACCGUCCAAUAUUAAAAGUGGAUUUACAGAAGAAGACAUUCCCUCAGCAGCACCACAGAGUGUAACAGCUGGUGUUAUUAAUUCUUCAUCAGCAUGGAUUCGUUGGGACCCACCACCUAUAGACGCCUGGAAUGGAGAACUAUCUGGUUACUUAAUUGAAGUGCGGGUUGGUGGGACCAACUCUGGCCGCGUGGUCGGUCAGAUGUCACUCGGAGCGCGCACCCGUGCCGCAGCGGCCAGUUCCCUGCGGGCGGGCGGCCGGUACAUAGCGCGCGCUGCAGCAGUCACCCGUCGUGGACACGGGCCGUUCAGCGCUCCUGCUCACAUACACAUGCUGCCCACACAGUCGCAGCGACACUACGUGCAGACGGAACCAGCGAGAGAUAAAGCAAUAUUAUCGGUUUUCCAUGAGACUUGGUUAUUAGUACUGAGUAUAAUAAUUUUGGGGGUUAUUAUAGUUGGUUCUGGUGUUAUUAUAUAUUUCCGACAACGUCAGUUGAAGCAACGAAAGAGUCAUAACGCUACUUGUGCUCCACUGACGAAUACACAACAGUGUCUAUUAGGCAAGGAAGCAGCGUGGCCUAGAGAUAGACCUUUGUAUGCGACAUCAAACGAACCUCGCGUGGAAAUGUUAAACUGUCAUCAGAGUCUUCUACAUGGUAACAACACAAUUGGAACUAUGACUAUGGAAGCAGAAUAUAGUCUUCCUCAACAUACUGGUGUGAUAAGCGAUAUAUGUCUCGAGGAUAAAAGGAAAUACCCCCCUGAGCCAUAUGCUUCAAGUGCAAUCUAUAGUGAACUUAACUAUCAGGGUCACACUGAUGCAGAAGACUCGUGUAUCAAAUGUGCAGUUAGUCCUGGUUCCUACGACAACAGCAUGGUGAGAUCGUUUGCAGAAAGCAACCAGUAUUCAAACGAAGAAUGCUCAACAUGCUGUAGAAGUAGCAGUAAUAGCUCAACAUUAACUAAAGAUUAUAGUGAAAUGACCAAAUGUGGUAAUGUUGAUGAUCAAGACUUAUCAAUAGAAGAAUGUCCAUCGUGUAAGACUGCACAAUCAAGAUCAACAAGUCAACACGAUGCUCGCAAAGAAUGGGCUGCCAUAGCUGAUGUUGAAUACGACUAUCCUCAAUGGCAGUGGUUAGGGCGAGAAAACAGCUUUAGACAUGGACAAGAACAACGGUAUCCAAGUCAAGGAAGAAGAAGUGAACAGAACUGUAGAAUGAAUUUAUGUGAUAUACUACCACCUCCACCAUAUGAAAGGGAGUCACCAUAUCAAGAAAUGCACGCGUAUGGAAAUCAUACAGGAGCAUCAGGUUCGGGAAGCUCCGGACAUUCCUACCGAAGUUAGCUCAUAAAAAUAUCAUUAGUACCUAACGAAAGCAAUAAUAAACUAAAAAUAGUUCAAUUAAUUGAAGGUUAACACCAUAUAGGUAUUGUUGGAAUCCGGCUAGUAUUUUGUAAAUUUUCUUUAGCUCCUCUUAUAUUCAGCUCCUCUUAUCCUUAGUGAUUUUGCCUUCGACAAUGCUCAAAAUACUCAGUAUAAGCAAUGAAGUUGUAAAGCUAUAUUAUUUUUUCAUUUUGUCGGUGUUAAGGGUUGAUUACUAAGGGUUGUAGGUUUUGUGGAUGUGUUUACGAAUAGACUGCAAUGUAUCGACGUAAUUAUUAGGCAUUAGUUUUUAUCUUUCUCUAGAAACUGUGAUAUAGAAUAAUUUUGUAAUUGCAUUUUAAUUUUGUAUAUAAUUAGAUGUUUGAUAUCCUUAUACACUUUUAUCUUCUAUUUAUUGUAACUUAUUGAAAAACAUAGAAUAAAAACCUACUGAAUUUUUGGUCACAGUGUAGCGUUUGUAAUAAAAAUGAAAUAUCUUGAUUUCCAUAUUCCGAAUUUCUAAUAUUGUCAUUAACUUAUUAAACGAUAGCGAAUGG
Leptidea sinapis is the source of this 3746-nucleotide messenger RNA. Its product is annotated as neogenin-like. The record is from RefSeq and is a predicted model, not a curated record. The transcript is spliced from 17 exons. NCBI's taxonomy places the organism in Eukaryota, Metazoa, Arthropoda, Insecta, Lepidoptera, Pieridae. Gene Ontology annotation, molecular function: cell-cell adhesion mediator activity. Bases 148 to 3171 code for a protein of 1007 amino acids. Gene Ontology annotation, cellular component: plasma membrane; axon. Gene Ontology annotation, biological process: dendrite self-avoidance; homophilic cell-cell adhesion; axon guidance.